AUGCUUGUACAACCAACUCGACUUCUUUUGGAAUACCUUGAAGAAACUUAUGAGGAACGUGCGUAUGAUCGCAAUGAAAUCGAUGCCUGGAGCAACGAUAAAUUUAAAUUAGGCCUGGAGUUUCCAAAUCUUCCUUAUUAUAUUAAUGGUGAUUUUAAAUUAACACAAUCUAUGGCUAUCAUACAUUAUAUAGCUGACAAACACAACAUGUUGGAGGCUUGUCAAAAAGAACAUGCGGAAAUUUCGAUGCUUGAAGAAGCGGUUUUGGACAUUAGGAUGGGUGUUUUAAGAAUCACAUACAAUAAGGAAUAUGAAACCCUCAAAGUUGAUUUCCUCAACAAACUUCCUGGGAGGCUGAAAAUGUUCGAAGAUCGUUUGUCCAACAAAACUUAUUUGAACGGUAAUUGUGUAACUCAUCCUGACUUUAUGUUAUACGACGCCCUUGAUGUGGUUUUAUACAUGGACUCACAGUGCUUGAACGAGUUCCCAAAAUUAGUUUCUUUCAAAAAGUGCAUUGAAGAUUUACCACAAAUCAAGAACUACUUAAAUUCUAGCAGGUACAUAAAAUGGCCUCUGCAAGGUUGGGAUGCUACUUUUGGUGGUGAAGAUACUCCUCCAAAAUAGAUUAACAGUAAAUCUGGUAAAUAACAUAAAAAGCCUGUUAUAUAUUUACUAAAUAAAAAAUAACAAUGAAAUUCUGGACUGCUCUUUUUUGUAUGGAAAUAUUAUAGUGUGCAUAAAGGCUAUAGUACCCAAAAAAAUAACCCUGCCAUUUAAUCAUAUGUAUGCACCCUGAGUAUUUAUUGGUACAAGUCAAAACAGAUUAAUAUCGAAGUCAAGAAUGGCGUUGUAUUUCUUAAAUUUAUUACAAACAUGUGCCUAAUCAUCACCAGCCCUGGCACAAUUGGUAACGUGCUAGAGUAAGGUGGAAGAAAGCUAGGGACGGACAAACCAAGACAUAAUUUCAACUCAUGAAACCAUCACUUGUUAAGCUGAAUUGUGUUAUUAUGUGCACACUAAUUGGUUGGUAUAUGUAUGUUGAUCGUGACAUUAAAGUGACAUAGUUCAAAAUCAGUCACAGUGGUGUAGGUGCGCUCAUUUCCCAACCUACCAUAGAUCUUGAAUUUCAUUAUGAUUCCAUGUUUCUUAUUGUGUAAUUUUGUCCCGUUCCCUCAAAUCAUAUUUAGUUUGCUUUUUAUCAUUGAUACUAUUCUGAUUUGCUGUUCAACUUACUGGUUUCAUCUUCCUAAAUUGAUGUAAUAUGGCAGCUUGAGCCGAUGCACACGUUCUACGUUGAUGAUGAUUGAUUGGUUUUCAUUUCCUUCAGGUUAUAUGAAGUAAUAGAAAGUUAGUGUACUGAUCAGAUAGUAGUGAACAAAAAAGUAAAUUUUCUAUGAAAACAAAGUGGUCAUAGUUUGUUUAUGAUGUGAUCAUGUAGGUUUUUUUUGUUCAAAAGCGUCAACAAAAUGACCUUAGUCACGUUAAAUUCAAUGAACACAUAUGACAAUAUAAAUAAUCAAUUAUGAAUGGGAUUUAGUUUUGCUUUCAUAGUGAUUAUAACAAUUAUAACUAAUAUAAAACCAUGCGUAAAACAACUACAAAAACUGCGGAAAUAUGAUUUGUUUAGUUGUAAUUAACAGCUGACAAUAACAUUAACGCAUUUAACUGAAGUAAGUUAUCAAUCUUAACUCGAACCCUCAUUAAAAGGUAUGAUGUGGCUCACAAGUUUAAUAUUCUCAGCUCUAUACCCCAGUGUCUGAAUGAAGAUUAUACUACCGAGACUCCUAAACUAAUAUAAGUGUCUCGUGGUUUGAAUUCACACCGUAAUGGUUAAAAACCAAAUGUUCUAGUAACUAAUGUACGCUUUUGCGAAAUGAAAUUACUAAUGAGGUCAAGUGGUUAGAUGUACCAAUACAGGUGGACCUGACACAUAUAUUGUGUGCUAGAUAGAAAGAUAUUGGUACUGAUUUUUUUGAAGUGUAAAAAGUAUUGUUGAUGAAUACGAACAUGAAACUGUUAUAAACGUAAGGAUGCUGGUUAUAACUCUAGGGGUUUCUUGUUAUAACAGUCCU
Schistosoma rodhaini is the source of this 2072-nucleotide messenger RNA. The record is from the annotation of a GenBank genome assembly. Lineage: Eukaryota; Metazoa; Platyhelminthes; Trematoda; Strigeidida; Schistosomatidae.